AUGUCGUAUAUUGUUAAACCAUCACGGCCUCGUGAUCCAGCUAAACCACCAACAAAUCUAUCUGCACAGGAAUUACAAACUAUUAUGGAACAUAUUACAACUUGCAAAAAUUUUAGUAUUGAUACUGAAUCUGAUCGUAAUACACGUGAACUUGCUUUAAUUCAGAUUCACACAAUUCCAUCUCGAUUACCAGGUAUCGUCAUUCUUCUUGAAUUAUUUCAUUUACCUUUAGUUGAUACAAUAUUAUUUCAACAAAUUUAUUCAUUGGUUCAAUUGAUAUUUUAUUCUGCAUUGAGUUACAUUAAUCUUCAACGACGAUUUAAACCAUGGAUCGAGGGGAUACUUCCUCAUUCUGAGGAAUGUCAGUCCGAACAUAUUAAUCCACAACCUUAUCGUUGUGAUUGUAUUCCUCACAUUGGUACAACAGAAACAUGGUCCUUACAAAACGCUGUACGUUAUGCUUGCAGUCAAUUUCUUGAUAAAUCUUGUACAAAAAGUCGUUGGAAAAAAUUAUUGGAUCCUUUAUAUUCAACAUUAGCAUCUUCUACUUUAAAUAACAUGAUUUAUUAUGUUAUUUAUGAUGUUCUGGCCGUUUCUUAUUUACGACGACCUGUACUCGAAUCAUGGGAUCUUGAUCAAUUACGAAAAGCAACAAUUGCCUCGUUAUUGACUGUACCAUUAUUUACAUUUGGAGAACUUGAAGAUAUAUCAGAUGAUGAUAUUAAUGAUACAGAACAAACAUCAACAUUGCAUUUAAUUAAUGAACCACAAAUUGCUGAUGAACUUAUUAUUCAAGCUGACGAUGUCAAUUUAUUAUCUGAUGAAACAACUGCACUUCAAUCUUUACCUACACAAUUAUUAUCAACUAAAGUUAGAUUUCGUUCUUGUCGUUCCAUUCAAUCUCGAACUAAACGAAAUAAAAAAAGAAACACUACUCGUCGUCUAUUUCGUUAUAGACAUGUUAUUCGUCGCGCUUUAUAUCGUAAAUUUCCUAUGUUCAUGGUCAAGAUGAUUCUUAGAAAAUUACAUAUUCAUUUUGUUCAUGUUAACCGUGAUGUGAAUGAACUUAUUAUUGGUAUAAAAUCUGAACGAUUGCGUGCACAAUAUGAAGAACAAAUUCCUAUGAACCUUUUUGAUCGUAAUCAUUAUAUUCAUGCAAAACAAUCGAUUAUGUGA
Molecule: messenger RNA, 1176 nt
Organism: Rotaria sordida
Lineage: Eukaryota; Metazoa; Rotifera; Eurotatoria; Philodinida; Philodinidae
Source: the annotation of a GenBank genome assembly